Molecule: messenger RNA, 1398 nt
Organism: Linepithema humile (Argentine ant)
Lineage: Eukaryota; Metazoa; Arthropoda; Insecta; Hymenoptera; Formicidae
Source: RefSeq, a predicted model, not a curated record
AUUUCAAAUGUUGUUGCGCACAAUGCUUAAUAACACAAGUGAACAUAACGAACUUUCUGCUCUGUUCGUAAAUCACGUAAAUCAUCGAUGCGAGUUGCCGUGAUUGUUGCAAAUAAUUGAUUCUGAUUGUCAAUUUUUACGUGUCUUCGGGAGAACAUGGCUACUUUGGAUGAUUCGAGUGAUUUUCCAAAUACAGAACUAAUAGAUCCGGAAGAUGAUCAAGCGAUUUCGAAAUUGGUACGAUAUUUACAAAAACAUAUUCAGAAAAGGCACUUGCUGCGAGAGGAGGGUAAUCAGAAACAGAUUAAUUUUAGAAAUACGUUGGUACAACUGGUACGCGAAUAUGAGUCAUUAAAACAUUGCAACAAUGAACAGAAAUUAAUAAUCUCUACGUUGGAGGGCCGAGUCUGUAAGUUGCAAAAUCAAAUCGAUGGCUUGUUAUGUAAAUUGAACAGUGCAUGUGAAGCUAUGAGGAGUAUGCAACAGGAAGUAAGAAAUAGGGAUAAGCAGCUAAAAGAACAAGAAAUAGAGAGACAAAGAAUAAUACAGAAAUACAAUGCUAGGAUAGAAGCUGAAGCUAAUAGAAUAACCAAAGAAAUGGAAAUAAAGUUACGCAAACAGCAAGAAUGGUUUGAAAGUUGCAUUAAAAAGAAAGAUGACAAAUUGAAAUUGGUGGGAAGUAUAUUGUCAUCCGUUCACGAUAAUGCGUCCGAUAAUGUAUUAAAGGCACCAACAGCUUCGGGAACAGAGUCUGUGGAAGAAUCGAUAUCCAACAAAAUAUCUUCCAUUACGUCUGCCGAGUCUCAAGUUUCCAAGAGUCUUCAUUGCGAAGUCCGCCAGAAUAUGUUUUUACGUGCAAGAAUCAAUGGCGCCAAAGAAAGAACCGUAGAGAAACCAAUCCCGAUGAUAUCGAAAAAAUCUUCACGUCCGAAAACAGAGGUCGUACAGGAAUCACUUCCAACGACGUCGAUCGAUCCGUCUCCGUCUACGAUUGCAUCGACCGAUAAUGUAGCUGAUACGAAAACUAAGUUGGAUACAAAAAUGACGAAAAGGGUAGCGUAUUUACAUGUAGAAAUCAAGAGGAGGCCGAGUAGAAGAUGUAAAAUUCCUGUAGUGAAUCCGAGAUAUCGAGCGAAAAGCGGAGAUAAAUGGAUAGAUCAUCGGCCCGCCGGGAUAGUUCCAAUCGGUACGAUCAUGCAGCCACAAACGCAGCCUCAUAAACAAACCGUUCAAAAGUUGACGAAUCCGAAGACCUUCAGGAAGAAAUCUGCCAAGUAUUGUCUGUUUGCACAAGAACAAGAUACAGAUGGUGAACUUGAGACCAAAUUGUACAAGGCUGAUGUAUUGCCUACAUGCGGAGGUGGAGCGCAGAUUGUAUUUAAUGACAUAGAAUAUUAA